Dovyalis caffra is the source of this 1779-nucleotide messenger RNA. Lineage: Eukaryota; Viridiplantae; Streptophyta; Magnoliopsida; Malpighiales; Salicaceae. The record is from the annotation of a GenBank genome assembly.
AUGGAGAUUGGAUCUUCACCACCACAAAAUCAAAAGCCUUUAACAAGGCUAAACAAUUAUGUAGCCAAAUCCCGAGUUGGAAAAAGAUUCAAACUCGCUGAUCGUAACUCAACUUUCACAACCGAGUUACGUGCUGGCACAGCCACCUUCCUUACCAUGGCAUACAUCUUAGCCGUCAACGCUUCCAUCCUCACCGACAGCGGCGGUACAUGCACCGUUUCUGACUGUAUCCCACUAUGUUCAGACCCGACAGUUCCAGUUUCCAGCUGCAGCGGCUCAACUGAUCUUCGAGUAAUCCAACCUGAUGAGUCAUGCAAAUUCGACCCGGUUAACCCGGGCUACUCUUCUUGUUUAGAGAAAGUACGUAAAGACCUGAUAGUAGCCACUGUGGCAUCUUCUCUAAUUGGCUGUUUAAUCAUGGGUGCAUUUGCUAAUCUCCCAUUGGCUCUGGCUCCGGGUAUGGGUACUAAUGCUUAUUUUGCUUAUACGGUCGUCGGGUUUCACGGGUCGGGUAAUGUCUCGUAUAAGAGUGCGUUGGCUGCUGUGUUUAUUGAAGGCUUAAUUUUUUUAGCCAUUUCAGCAAUUGGAUUACGUGCAAAAUUAGCUAAACUAGUCCCUAAACCGGUUCGGAUCAGCUCCUCUGCCGGUAUCGGACUUUUUCUUGCCUUUAUCGGGUUACAGAGUAAUCAAGGAAUCGGGUUGGUUGGGUACAGUUCAUCUACUCUAGUCACGCUGGCAGGGUGUCCAAGCUCAUCACGUGCGUCGUUAGCUCCCGUUAUGACGUUAGCUAAUGGAACUGUUAGUUUGAUCCCGGGCGGUACCGUUUCCGGCGAUAUCUUUUGCCUCCGGGACCGCAUGGAGAGCCCUACCCUAUGGCUUGGUGUGGUUGGAUUUGUUAUAAUUGCUUACUGCUUAGUGAAAAACGUUAAAGGGGCUAUGAUUUACGGGAUUGUUUUCGUAACUGCAAUUUCAUGGUUCCGUAACACUAAAGUAACAGUGUUUCCUAGCACAGAAGCAGGCGAUGCCGCAUAUGAAUAUUUCAAGAAAGUUGUUGAUAUACAUGUAAUUGACACUACAGCCGGGGCAUUAAGUUUUAAGAGUAUUGGCAAAGGUUAUUUUUGGGAGGCUCUCAUCACAUUCUUAUAUGUGGAUAUAUUGGACACUACCGGUACCUUAUAUUCUAUGGCUCGGUUUGCCGGGUUUUCGGAUCAAAAUGGCGAUUUCGAGGGUCAAUAUUUUGCCUUCAUGUCGGAUGCCACAUCAAUCGUCGUCGGGUCAUUGCUCGGCACGUCACCGGUGACGGCAUUCAUCGAAUCAUCAACAGGAAUCAGGGAAGGUGGGCGGACGGGUCUAACCGCCUUAACUGUGGCUGGGUAUUUCUUCUUGGCAUUUUUCUUCACGCCGUUACUGGCAUCCAUACCAGCUUGGGCGGUGGGCCCACCCUUGAUAUUAGUUGGAGUUCUGAUGAUGAAGUCAGUGGUGGAGAUAGAGUGGAACGAUAUGAGGCAAGCCAUACCAGCUUUUAUGACAUUGAUUUUAAUGCCUUUGACCUAUUCGAUUGCUUAUGGUUUGAUUGGUGGGAUUGGAACGUAUAUGGUUUUGCACUUGUGGGAUUGGGCUAUGGAGGUCUUAGUCAAGUUGGGUGUUAUAAACAAGAGAAAUGGAGGUGGUGGGGCUGGGGAUGGGGAUGUGAAUGGGAAUGGGAAUGGGGUCAAUGGGAUGAUGCAUGAUCAAGUCAGACAAGAUGGAAGUGUGAAAGCAGCUGAAACUCAAGUCUAG